UGUUCGUUGAGACGUAGCGAGUUGUGUUAGCGUCGUUUGAGUGUACAAUUUGUACCUUUAGUUUUUUUGAGAAGUGUUAAUUUCUCUCCAUAACAAUGUCUGGUCGUGGUAAAGGUGGCAAAGGUUUAGGAAAAGGAGGUGCAAAGCGUCAUCGUAAAGUUCUUCGUGAUAAUAUUCAAGGUAUUACCAAACCUGCUAUUCGUCGUCUUGCUCGUCGUGGUGGUGUAAAGCGUAUUUCUGGUUUGAUUUAUGAAGAAACUCGUGGCGUUUUGAAAGUUUUCCUAGAAAACGUGAUUCGUGAUGCCGUUACCUACACCGAACAUGCCAAGCGAAAAACUGUGACAGCUAUGGAUGUUGUCUAUGCUUUGAAACGCCAGGGCCGUACUCUGUACGGUUUUGGUGGAUGAAUUUUCCUUUUGUCGCGAGCUCUUGGAUGCUGCAAAUUCAUUCCUGCAUCGAUUUUAUUGGGCGGAUUUUGCCCCCCUCUGUCAAGUUUCGAACUAUUAUAUUAUCGUGCGUUUUUAAUAUCUUUACUUGUCUAAAUUUUAUGUAAAACGUGUAAGUGGAACGUGUAUAAUUUCACAUUUCAAUACUUUCUUCAGUGUUCUGUGUUGAAACAAUGUAAUCCAGAGCUCUGUUUCAUUUGUUGGUGUAAUGUUUAAUAAAUAAUUAUGAUUU
Molecule: messenger RNA, 678 nt
Organism: Stegodyphus dumicola
Lineage: Eukaryota; Metazoa; Arthropoda; Arachnida; Araneae; Eresidae
Product: histone H4
Cellular component (GO): nucleosome
Molecular function (GO): DNA binding; structural constituent of chromatin; protein heterodimerization activity
Source: RefSeq, a predicted model, not a curated record